CCACAGGGGUUUGUGGGGUCAGGGAGAGCCAUUCCUGGGGUCAGCCCCUUGUCCUGGCAGGGCCUUGGUGGUGCUGUGCCAGCGACUCCCAGAGGAGCCGUUCUGGUGGCUGCUCCCAGUCCCAGGUCCCUCCCAUGGCAGGUAGUCCUGGAGGAGCUGUUCUGGUGGCCAGUCCUGGUCCUAAAUCCAUCCCAUGCCGGGGACUCCCAGAGGAACCAUUCUGGUGGCCAGUCCUUGUCCUAGAUCCAUCCCAUUCCAGGGACUCCCAGAGGAACCAUUCUGGUGGCCAGUCCUGGUCCUAGAUCCAUCCUAUGCCAGGGACUCCCAGAGGAACCAUUCUGGUGGCUGCUCCCAGGUUCCUCCUGUGCUGGGGACUCCCAGAGGAACCAUUCUGGUGGCCAGUCCCAGAUCCAUCCCAUGCCAGGGACUCCCAUAGGAGCCGUUCUGGUGGCCAGUCCCAGUCCCAUCGCAUUCCAGGGAUUCCUGGAGGAGCUGUUCUGGUGGCCAGUCCCAGGUCCACCCCAUGCCAGGGAUUCCCGGAGGAGCCAUUCUGGUGGCCAGUCCCAGUCCCAGCUCCCUGUCAUGCUGGGGGUUUCUGGAGGAGCCAUUCCAGUGCUGUCCCAGCCAUUGUUGGGCAGAGCCAGGAUUUCCCCUUUCCGUCGGAUCGGGAAACCCGCGGCUGCUCCGACGGCUUUCUAGGCACGGCUCCCGGAGCAGGGAGGGACCCCUGGGGUGCUGGUCCCUGUCACCCUGAGCUUGCUGGAUGUGGCAUGAAGGUCACUCAAGUUGUCCCUCAAUCCCAAUCUCUGGGAUCUCUGGGUUGCCUUUAGGAAUUUAUUCCUCCAUCCCAAGGUGUGAAGGGUUGGUUUCCCCAAGGAUUGAGCCCUGAAAACCCGGAAAAGGGGGAACAAGAGCUCCCAGGGUGUGAAGGGCUGGUUUCUCUGAGGUUUGAGUCCCAAAAACCCAGAGAACCAGAACCAGAGCUCCCAGGGUGUGAAGGGCUGGUUUUUCUGAGGUUUGAGCCCCAAAAACCCAGAGAACCAGAACCAGAGCUCCCAGGGUGUGAAGGGCUGGUUUUUCCAAGGUUUGAGCCCCAAAAACCCAGAGAACCAGAACCAGAGCUCCCAGGGUGUGAAGGGUUGGUUUUUCCAAGGUUUGAGCCCCAAAAAUCUGGAGAACUGGAAACAAGAGCUUCCAGGGUGUGAAGGGUUGUUUUUCCCCCAAGAAUUGAGCCCCAAAAACCUGGAAAAGCAGGAACCAGAGCUCCCAGGGUGUGAAGGGUUGCUUUUUCCAAGGUUUGAGCCCCAAAAACCUGGAGAACCUGCAACAAGAGCUCAGCUUUGCCCAUGGCGAACCCCAGGGAUGCUGUCCUUGCGCUGUGGGGCACCCCAGUGUGGCACCAGGCUGGGAGAGAGGUGCCCACGCUGGGGGUGGCCGUGGUGACGUCCCUGCUGUCCCCAGGAUGUCCAUGAGGAGCCCCAUCUCUCCACCCCCGGAGCUGGAUGGAGCGGGCACCAUGGUGAACUGCGCCGUCAAGAGCGAGGAGAAGAAGGAGGGCGGCCCCGAGACCCCUCCGGGGGCUGCCCCCAGCGCUGAGCCCCGGCCCCACGACCCCCCAGGGCCACCUCCCAGGGAUGGCACCGACCCCCAGGCCCUGCCACAGGAGUCCCGCUCUCCCUCUGGGGAUGUCCCCGAGCCCCGGCGCUCCGCCUUCGAGCCGGCCGGGAGUGGCCAGGAGAAGUUGGACUUCAACAGGAACCUGAAGGAAGUGAUGCCAACCAUCGAGAAGCUGCUGGCCAGUGACUGGAAGGAGCGGCUGCUGGGCCGGAGCACGGCUGAAUCCAAGGAAGUGAAAGGAACGCAGGAGAGCCUGGCAGAGAAGGAGCUGCAGCUGCUGGUGAUGAUCAACCAGCUGUCCACGCUGCGGGACCAGCUGCUGACGGCGCACUCGGAGCAGAAGAACAUGGCCACCAUGCUCUUCGAGAAGCAGCAGCAGCAGAUGGAGCUGGCACGCCAGCAGCAGGAGCAGAUCGCCAAGCAGCAGCAGCAGCUCAUCCAGCAGCAGCACAAGAUCAACCUCCUCCAGCAGCAGAUCCAGCAGGUCAACAUGCCCUAUGUGAUGAUCCCCGCCUUCACCCCCGGCCACCAGCCCCUCCCGGUCACCCCCGAGUCCCAGCUGGCACUGCCCAUCCAGCCCAUCCCCUGCAAACCAGUGGAUUACCCGGUGCAGCUCCUGCACAGCCCCCCUCCUGCCACGCUGAAGAGACCCGCGGGCCCGGGCCACCUCCAGAUGCAGGAGACCUCGCAGCCGCUGAACCUGACGGCCAAACCCAAAGGCUCCGAGCUGCCCAGUGCCUCCAGUUCUCCCAGUUUGAAGCUGAGCGGAUGCCAGGCCCUGACGCCGAGCCACGGGGCCAGCAGGGAGCUGCAGAGCAGCCCCUCCAACCUCCCGCUGGGAUUCCUGGGAGAGGGCGAUGCCAUCACCAAAGCCAUCCACGACGCGCGGCAGCUGCUGCACGGCCACGGCGCCGCCAUGGAGGGGUCACUGAGCAGCCCCUACCGCAAGGAGCCCGUCGGGAUCGACUCCUCCCCGGUGAAGGAGCGGAUGGAGGAGACCCCCGGCCACCGGCUGGACGAGGCCCUGCUGAGCUGCGAGAUGGACGGCUCCCGGCACUUCCCGGAGUCCAGGAACAACAACCACAUCAAGCGGCCCAUGAACGCCUUCAUGGUGUGGGCCAAGGACGAGCGCAGGAAGAUCCUGCAGGCCUUCCCAGACAUGCACAACUCCAGCAUCAGCAAGAUCCUGGGAUCCCGCUGGAAAUCCAUGUCCAACCAGGAGAAGCAACCCUACUACGAGGAGCAGGCGCGGCUGAGCCGGCAGCACCUGGAGAAGUACCCGGACUACAAAUACAAACCGCGGCCCAAGCGCACCUGCAUCGUGGAGGGCAAGAGGCUGCGCGUGGGCGAGUACAAGGCGCUGAUGAGGAACCGGCGCCAGGACGCCAGGCAGGGCUACUUGAUAGGGCCGCAGGGCAGCCAGGUGCCCCCCAGCUCCUCGGACGUGCUGUACCCACGGCCGGUGGGCGUGCAGCUGCCCCCGCCCCUCCUGGAGCAUUACCUGCCCCGCGGCGUGGACCCCACCAUGCCCGUCAUCGUCAACACCCGCAGCCUCAAGGACGGCGACGCCGGGGACGACGGGCACUCGGUGCCCGAGGGGGACAUGUACCGCUACAGCGAGGACGAGGACUCGGAGGGCGAGGACAAGAGUGACGGCGAGCUGGUGGUGCUGACGGACUGAGGGGCACAGGGGGUGGCAGGGCUGGCUGUCACCACGAGGCGUGUCCCGGCGGGGUGGCACUCGGCCACAGGGGAGCUGCCCACUUGUAGAAGGGUCCCACCAGGGUGGGCACCUGGGAUUUUGGGUGGCAAGGACUGGCUUGGCCUUGCUUUGGUGGCACGUGGAGCUGAGGUCAGCCAGGCUGGCGAUUUGGUGGCGCUGUGGCUGCGGCGCUGUCACCCCUGAGGGGACCUGAGGCUGUCGAGCUGCAGGGAACCUCCAGAGCAUCUCCAGUCCUGCAGCACCUGCAGGUCCUGGAGAGCCUCACCUGCUGCGCUGCUGGGCACGGCGUGGGGACACAGAACAGGGACAUGGGAUGGGGACACAGGACAGGGACAUGGGAUGGGGACACAGGACAGGGACACACUGGUCCCUCCCCUAUCCUGGUGUGACCUCCCCUCCGCACUUCCCGCUCGCUCUUUGGCGCCUGCCAGCGAAUUCCCACCGAGCCAAUUUUAGCUCCAGCCUGGCCCCGGCCCCAGCCAGAGGCUCCUCGGGGCCCUUUGUGCUGCCGGCAGCUCUGGCCCACUUAGGGAAUAAAGAGGGGGCUGUUCCUGCCCUGCCAGGCGCCCCUCGGGCGGGAUGUGCCCGCCUGGCCCUGGGCACCUGGCUCUGCAGGCCGGGCUGCACCUGAGCCCUGCGGGGUGAGAGGGAGGGAGGAGGAAGGAGCGGCUGUGAGGGGAAAGGAGUGAUCAGGAAAAAUGAGUUUGGUGUGGUCAGAGCCUGUUCCAGGGGCUGGGCAGGGCAGAGUCCAGGUGAGAGCUCAAGGUGUCCAGGUGUGUGUGCCGUGUCCAGGUGUGUGGCAGUGCCCAGGUGUGUGUGUGUGGUGUCCAGGUGAGUGUGCAGUGUCCCUCUGUUUGUGCAGUGCCCAGGUGUGUCUGUGGCAGUGCCCAGGUGUGUGUGCCAUGCCCAGGUGUGUGUGCCAUGCCCAGGUGUGUCUGUGGCAGUGCCCAGGUGUGUGUGCCAUGCCCAGGUGUGUGUGCCAUGCCCAGGUGUGUCUGUGGCAGUGCCCAGGUGUGUGUGCCAUGCCCAGGUGUGUGUGCCGCGUCCCCCUGUGCUCAGCCGCUCUCUCCCCGGCCGUGUCCCCGCUGUCCCUCCGUGCGCGGGGCUCUGGCACCUCCGUGUGGCAGAGCCGGGAACAGCCCCGAGCGCGGGGACAGCGACAGCGCUGGGGACAGUGCGAGGACAGGGACACUGCGGGGACUGCCACUGUGCUGGGGACACCGCGUGAACUGUCACCACGUUGGGGACACUGCAGGAGCCGCGGCCACCUGGGCUCGAGGCUGCACAAGGUGGGCACCAGCCUCUGUCCCCUUGUCCCUCUGUCCCCAAGCCGGGCUGAGGAUCCAAAUCUCAGCAGCACCAGCAUUCCAAUGCUGGGGACACUGCCCCAGUGACACUGCCAUGGGGACACUGCCGUGGGGACAUCCUUUAUCCCAGGGGACAUCCCUCCAGCCCCUCCCCUGCCCUUUGUCAGUGCUUUAUUUAUUCCCAACUCCCUGGGGAGGGACAGGGGUCCCUGGGGAUGGAAAGGGGUCCCCAGUGAGGGACAGGGGUCCCUGGGAAGGACAGGGGUCCCUGGGGAGGGGUCCCAGCUCCAGGGCUGGGCCAGGCUGUGCUGCAGAGGGACUGGAAGCAGAUGUGUCCCCUCCCCACAGCUGCAGCUCUUCCUGUGUCUCUCUUCCAUUUCUUUUCCUUUUGUUGUUGUUUCAUUUUGUUUUUUAAAGACUGUAAAUAUAGAUAGAGCUUUAUUUUGUUAAUAAGACCACGAGUAACUUAACCUGUAUAUUUCACAUCCCUGUUUACAAUCCUUCCUCCCCCUGGCCCUUGGCACAAUAAAAGUGACUUUUUGGAGCAGAGAGGGG
Serinus canaria (Common canary) is the source of this 5202-nucleotide messenger RNA. It is a transcript of the gene SOX13, whose product is annotated as SRY-box transcription factor 13. The transcript is spliced from 15 exons. Gene Ontology annotation, cellular component: nucleus. Lineage: Eukaryota; Metazoa; Chordata; Aves; Passeriformes; Fringillidae. The record is from RefSeq and is a predicted model, not a curated record. Gene Ontology annotation, biological process: cell fate commitment; regulation of transcription by RNA polymerase II. Gene Ontology annotation, molecular function: DNA-binding transcription factor activity, RNA polymerase II-specific; RNA polymerase II cis-regulatory region sequence-specific DNA binding. The coding region runs from base 1463 to 3298 and encodes 611 amino acids.